Messenger RNA from Ruditapes philippinarum (Manila clam), 1541 nucleotides. RefSeq names its product galactose-3-O-sulfotransferase 2-like. Gene Ontology annotation, cellular component: membrane. The record is from RefSeq and is a predicted model, not a curated record. Lineage: Eukaryota; Metazoa; Mollusca; Bivalvia; Venerida; Veneridae. Gene Ontology annotation, biological process: glycolipid biosynthetic process. The transcript is spliced from 2 exons. Gene Ontology annotation, molecular function: galactosylceramide sulfotransferase activity. Bases 113 to 1237 code for a protein of 374 amino acids.
CGACAACAAUAUAAAAGUAUCACAUGUUAUUUUCAUAUAAUUCUAACCAUAACCAUAAAGAUAUAUUAACAGGUUACAAACUUUGUGGAUGAUUAAAUAUCUUUAGACCUACAUGAUGUGUGACUCUUCAAAUUUAACAUUUAGAGAAAUAUUUUUGAUCAGUUUACUUCAAGUGUUCAUUUUGUGCAUAUUAUUGAUGCCAUACAUUGUUUUAACAACAAAAGAAUCAGCUGAAUUUCGAAAUAACAUAAGGGAAAAGAAAAAUUACUUCUCCGAUACAGGACAUAGCUAUUUGGAUAUAAGCCGUAAACAUACAGAUGAACGACAAAAGGUAAAAAGAAUUUCAUUCUUGAAAGUUCAAAAGAGCGGAUCAAGCACAGUUGCCUGUAUUUUAAUCAGAUUUGGAAUUUAUAAUAACUUAUCUAUGUUCUUGCCAAAACAAACAUUUAUAUCUGAGAAGGAACAAAAAUUGCUUUUAAGAGAGAAAAGACACUACGAUGUAUAUAUGAUACAUACAUUUUAUAAUUACAAUUUCUUCACUCAUAUUGUCUAUAAUCCUAACAUAAUUGGAAUCAUUAGGAGACCAGAAACAAGGCUGAUAAGUCAUGCUUUCUUUUCUAAACUUUCUAUGAAGUAUAACAGUUUACGUGGGCUAAACGACCAAGAUUUCAUUAAUAAAAUAGUGGAAAAUACUAAACGAUAUAGGGUCAACAAUGUCAUGGGGAGGUUUUUUGGUUUACAAGAUACAACGAUAUCCGAAAAAGCUUUACAAGAUAAGCUUUUAAAACUUAACGCUGAAUUUAAACUUGUUCUUAUUUUAGAGAUGCUUGACGAAUCACUGAUUAUUCUUAAACGAUAUUUUCGUUGGUCAGUUUUUGACAUUAUUUACGCUGCUAAAAAGACACGUCAUCAUGAUAACGUACAUUUGAAUGCAAGUCAAAUAAGACAUUUGAAGUUAACUAAUAACAUUGAGUACGCUAUUUAUAAGUUUUUUUACGAAGACCUGAAAAGGAAGAUUCAAAAUGCAGGAGAAGACCUCGUGCAAGAAGUUGCGAGGUUUAAGCAUAUUCUAAAUCAAACACAAACUUUUUGCAACAAACAUGGAAACAAUGGUAAGUAUUUUACAGUAAAGGCUUCGGACUGGGAUGAUAGCUUUACAGUGUCUAAAAGAGACUGUAGAAUUAUAUUCGAAGAAGAUGUUCGACAGCUGAAAAAGGGCCGUUACACAUAUUUAUAAAAAGAUGCGGCCUUUGUGGGGUGUCUAGUACAUAACAGAAAAGCGAACAAAUUAGAAUUGUAACGUUAUUUAGUGACAGAAAUGACUUGUAUCAUCAUGACUUGAAACAUCAUUCUGUGUUUUAUUGCAGUUAAACUUCAAUGAUUCUCAAUAGGUUUAUGUUAUUUUUUAAAAUGUUUAUAUAUUUGAAAUUUGCAUACAUGUUUGAAUAUUAGAAUACUUUAUCGAAAAAAAUAAACAUUAUGUCAAAUUUGUAAUGACUGAUAGACAUGGAUAAUUCAAUCCUAACGUUAAACCUUAUACU